This is a messenger RNA of Mesorhabditis spiculigera, 657 nucleotides long. The record is from the annotation of a GenBank genome assembly. Lineage: Eukaryota; Metazoa; Nematoda; Chromadorea; Rhabditida; Rhabditidae.
AUGCAGGCUUCGGAAAAGAAGGGAUUUUCGGUUUGCGAGCUAUUGUUCGAGAAAUGUCAGGAAAAGUCAGAAACUUUGAGGGGUGAUGUGAAGAGCGGAGCGUCAGCCAAUGAAGAUCAGGAAAGUCUCGGUCCGGUUCAUGGCAUCUUCUACCCACCAACCCGUAGCGAGCCAAACAAAAGAGAAAAAGCUCGACGAGCCCGAACCGCCUUCAGCUACGAGCAGUUGAUGGAGCUCGAGAAAAAAUUUAAGUCGACACGAUACCUCAGCGUGCGGGAAAGGAUUCAACUGGCAAUUUCGUUGAAUCUCACCGAAACUCAGGUAAAGAUCUGGUUCCAAAAUCGGCGGACCAAAUGGAAAAAGCACAACCCGGGGUGUGACACAAAGGAUCGACAAACACCACCAAGUGCUGAGUCCUCCCGAGCGGCUUCGCCAAAGCAAAAGUGGAUCCUUUCGCAGCCGUUAGCGAAAUUUCCGCAACUCGGCGCCCUGUCCUCUCGUCCCACGCUACAAUCCACAACCACGGCUAUUUCACUACCAUCCCUUCCACCAAUGAUGCCGUUCAACUUUUUUGCGCUUCCAACUCUGCCGACACAGUUUUUCUUUGACUUCAGCAAAGAAUUACCCGAGCUGUCUUCCUUAACCAUUCCAAAGCAG